UGUUCCCCUCUCUCUCUUCGACAUCCUUUAGUGCGCGACCUCGCUUUCAUCGAAUUUUUCUCGGUCUCUUUCCCGCUCGCUCGAUCAUUACGCAAAGCAGUUGAAUCGCCUAGAGAGAGAAAGAGAUGGUUCUGUCGCAAAAGAUUCACGAAGCCUUCAAAGGAACCGUCGAGAGAAUCACCGGACCAAGGACGGUCUCCGCCUUCAAAGAGAAAGGCGUUCUCAGCGUCAGCGAGUUCAUCAUCGCCGGUGACAAUCUCGUCUCCAAAUGCCCUACCUGGUCUUGGGAGUCAGGUGAGCCAAGCAAGAGGAAACCAUACUUACCUCCUGAAAAGCAGUACCUCAUUACUAGAAAUGUCCCUUGCCUGCGGAGAGCAGCAUCUGUGGAAGAAGAGUACGAAGCUGCAGGUGGGGAAGUUCUACUUGAUAAUGAAGAUAAUGAUGGCUGGUUGGCAACCCACGGGAAGCCAAAGGAGGGUAAAAGUACCGAGGAAGAAAACUUGCCCUCCAUGGAAAAUUUGGAAAUCAGCAAGAAUAACACUGUCAAGUUGACCCCCUCAUAUUUUGGUGGGGAAGAUGAAGAAGAUAUUCCUGACAUGGCUGAUUUUGAAGAAUCUGAUAACAUUAUCGAAACUGAUCCUGCAACACUGCAGUCUACGUAUCUUGUGGCUCAGGAACCUGAGGAUGAUAACAUUUUACGCACCCGAACCUAUGAUGUCAGCAUCACGUAUGAUAAAUAUUAUCAAACUCCUCGAGUGUGGCUUACUGGUUAUGAUGAGUCGAGGAUGCUUCUACAACCAGAGCUUGUUCUUGAAGAUGUUAGCCAAGAUCAUGCGCGGAAAACCGUAACUAUUGAGGACCAUCCUCACUUGCCCGGGAAACAUGCAUCUGUACAUCCUUGUCGACAUGGAGCGGUGAUGAAAAAAAUCAUUGACGUACUAAUGUCACGUGGAGUUGAACCAGAAGUUGACAAGUAUCUUUUCUUAUUCUUGAAAUUUGUUGCAUCUGUGAUUCCAACAAUUGAAUACGACUACACCAUGGAUUUUGAUCUGGGAAGCUCCAGCCACUAAGCCUGAGGAAAUCCUGGGUUAAGACGAGGAUUUGCUUUGUUCUUGCCAUAUGUAAUUAAGUGUUGAAAUAGCAGUUUGCAUAUCCCCUUUCGUUCAGAAAUUGGUUGUCUAGUCUCUUCUGGCCCUUCUCACCCCUUAGUAAUCUGCUUUAUUGUACUUGCAGAUUUUUAUUGCGAGGUCAGGUGAUUCUGACAGUGUGCUCAAGUGUAUAUGAAUUGUGCAUAAUAUUACUUCAACAAAACCAAUGCCGACUUAAGGAUAAAGGCAACUGCCUCAACGUAUUGAAAUUUGAACUUAUUAAUUAGUUUUCUUUCCU
This is a messenger RNA of Morus notabilis, 1386 nucleotides long. RefSeq names its product autophagy-related protein 3. The record is from RefSeq and is a predicted model, not a curated record. Gene Ontology annotation, biological process: autophagosome assembly; nucleophagy; autophagy of mitochondrion. The coding region runs from base 126 to 1070 and encodes 314 amino acids. The transcript is spliced from 9 exons. Gene Ontology annotation, molecular function: Atg8-family ligase activity. Gene Ontology annotation, cellular component: cytoplasmic ubiquitin ligase complex; cytosol. Lineage: Eukaryota; Viridiplantae; Streptophyta; Magnoliopsida; Rosales; Moraceae.